AUGCAGUGGAGGGGUCGUCUGUCACCCUUGCUGCUACAGACGGCCAUGGCUCUCCAGGAGUGUGAUGCGUGCCUUCCGUCGCACGAGGGCGCCGGAGUUGACGUGUGCCGCGAGUGUCGCGCCAGCUUCGACAGUGGGCGGCUGCCUAAGGCCUGCUCGGUCAACAACAUGGCCAUCGGUUACGUCAGAAACCUGCUUCAGGUGCGCAAAUCUCGAGUGGCAGCUGCCUUGGCAUGGCUACAAAGGAACAACCCGCUUUAUGAGGGUAUCGCAAUCAACCAAGCAGAGAUGGACGGCUGGCAGUAUGCCGACGGCUCCACUGUUCCGACCGUCAUCAUGGACCGCAUGCGAAGAGAGGAACCGUCGACUGUUGAGAAGACACAAACGGACCACAUAGUCCCGGACACCGAUCGAGGCUUGCAGGAAAACAGCUUUAGAAGCAUCGAUGAACUGGUGAACUCGAUCGAUCCUACUUUCAUCGCCGAAUCUUGCGAUUUGAACUGUACUCUGUCGACCGAGCAGACUCAACCCUCUCCUGGUGAGCCGGUGACUCUUGUCCCCGACUCGGCUGCCAUCGGCCAGGAAGUGGACACUGUCUGUGAGACGUCUACAUCCGGCAUGUUUCCUCUCGAUGGUCCGGCUGCCUUCGCCGAGUCCGAUAAACUGUCGUUUCUGGCCGACAUCGUCAACGCCAAUCCGGAUCGACAUGGCAACUCUGUGCUGUUUGAGCAGGCCUAUGCGAACUUGACCGAGGACCGACUGAAGAGGGCCGAGGCGGAGAUGCGGGAGACAAGGACUACGUCGGACCCCGACAUAUCGCUCUUGCUCCGCGAGCUGUCGAUUUUUGGUCAUGCACAGCCGCUCUCCAACGAAUCCCGUCUGCUUAUGCGGAGGAAGAUCCAAGCUCUGGACAUUUGGGCCGGUAUGCCUGCAAUCUGGAUUACCAUCAGUCCCAACGACAUAAAUAAUCCGGUAAAGAUGAAGCUUGCCAUUCAUAGGCUCCAUGAUUAUGACUCUGCAAAGGAGCUUUUGGCCGAUCUCCGUGAAAAGUACGACAGAAUCGCCCUCAGCACCAUGGAUCCGGCCAGGAAUCGAUCUUCGGGAAGAUCAGCCACUACUACGCCACGGUGGAAACGAACGAGCGAGGCAGCCUCCACUUGCAUGGACUCCUCUGGCUGGACGGCAACAUGCGGUUACCGAAACCUGAUGGACGACAUGGCCAAUCCCGCGGAAGAAUCGUAUCGUGUAGAUGCGUACGCCUACCGGGGCCAUGUUCUACGGGACUUAUGCCUGUAUGACUACAUGUCGAUGAUUCAUUUGCUUCGACGGCCCGACCAGUACGCCGUCCCGAUCUUCCAAGGAUACAUCAGCGACGACCAUGACGACGAUCACCCAGUAAAUUCUGUCCUACAUUUGGCGUUAUUCGUCCCUUGGGAAAACUUCAUUUCUGAGAGCCAAGGCGAUAUAACCGACAUAUGGACGAGGCAUCGAGCGCGGCUUUGUCCCCGCCUCCGUUUCUACGUCUCCAACAUUUGUCUUUUGAGAAAGUCUGCCGAGGAUGCGCGUAAAGACGCGAAGCUCUGGGCCAGUCGAUCGGAGGGUGACGACACAAUUGACGUCGAGUACCCACUUGACGAUGGCCGCUACGAAGAGGAGCCUCCAGCGAUGGCCCAUCGUCAGGCCUACAGAGCCCUACUCCAGAUUUUGCGAAAUGCCGUGCAAGAUACAGACGCCACGAAAGACUCCCCCGUCCUUGGAGGUUUAAUACGCGACCUGUGCGAAGAGAACCCGGCUGAAGAAGAACAGCCUUUUGUGCUACGUCAGGACGAUCUAUACCGGAAUAUACCCCAUGAUCAAGGUGACGCCUUGUGCCAAUUUCCAAUCUCUCGAGACGAUGUCCAAGCAGCGGCCAAAGCCCAACAACUAUUGCAUCUUCGGAUGCUGGACGAUAUCGAGGCUGGUUCUCAGCGCACCGUGCUGUCCGCGAAUGGCGCCGACAUUGACGAUACCCUAGCUCGUUACGGCGAUAUGGAGUCCGCCGCCGCGCUCCCGGGUAGUGACCUCGAUGAACAAGGCCCUCGGAUGCUUGUCGACGUCAGCCCGGUCACUAGCUUCGUGGAGAUGGGACGCACCACGGCCGCUAGCUUUACACUGAACUAUCUACAGACCAUGGCCCUUCAACUCGUUUGCGUAUUUCUGGACAAGUAUACUGCCGAUCCGGACUCAGCUGGUCAGCAUCUUCAAUAUACCGGCGGGCCGGGAGGCACGGGAAAGUCAAGGAUUAUCGAUGCCCUGAAGGGCGUGUUCGCGGCGAGAGACCAGCCACAUCUUCUGCAGAUAACCGGCACAUCGGGCAGUUCGGCGGCCCAGAUUGGUGGCACGACAAUCCACUCGGCCUGUGGGUUGGAUUCCAAUCGCAAUCCAAACAAACCGCCUCCCCCCUUCUCGGAGGCGAAGAAAUGGAUAUGGAAACUGAAGCUGGUACUCGUGAUUGACGAGGUCAGUAUGCUGGGAGGAGCCACUCUGCACAACGUCAGUCGUCACCUGCAGGCACUCCGUGACUGUCCGGACGAGCCGUUUGGUGGGAUGCCUGUCGUUCUACUGAUGGGAGACUUCUACCAGUUCGCCCCCCGUGCGGGAAACAAGCCUCCUGAUCAACAGACCGCCGGACCGAACACAGACCCCCCCCUGCGACAAGCCACCAUCUCUCACCACAGCGGCUGCAGAUUGUGGUACAUGUUCAAAACCGUUGUGCUCCUCGAAGACCAAGUCCGCGCACGCAACGAUCCCCAACUCCGCGCACUCCUGGAUCGAGUCCGUAACGGCCGGCAGACCCAGCAAGAUCUGAGCUUGCUCAAUGCCAACAUUGUAGGACGCUCCCAAAUCACCUUCCAUGACGGUUUGCGUGCUAUAACGCCGCUGAACCGCACCCGCUGGGCCCUCAACAUGGAAGCCGUCGUGGGCUGGGCGCGCUUCAACAGGCAGCAUAUCCGUAUCUUUGUCUCGACUCACACCUGGCGCAACGGCACGCUUUCUCCAAACAUCGUAGCGCGAACCAUAGGACAAGGUGACGACUCCGCCUGCAAAGUCCCCGGCGUCUUCUUCUACGCUCAGGGCAUGCCUGUGGUUGUGAACAAAAACAUCUACACGGGUUUGAAAGUGGAUACCACUUGGCGGAUGACGUGA
Messenger RNA from Hirsutella rhossiliensis, 3186 nucleotides. Its product is annotated as PIF1-like helicase domain-containing protein. The transcript has 7 exons. Lineage: Eukaryota; Fungi; Ascomycota; Sordariomycetes; Hypocreales; Ophiocordycipitaceae. Gene Ontology annotation, biological process: DNA repair; telomere maintenance. Gene Ontology annotation, molecular function: DNA helicase activity. The coding region runs from base 1 to 3186 and encodes 1061 amino acids. The record is from RefSeq and is a predicted model, not a curated record.